Carcharodon carcharias (great white shark) is the source of this 2219-nucleotide messenger RNA. It is a transcript of the gene flad1, whose product is annotated as flavin adenine dinucleotide synthetase 1. The record is from RefSeq and is a predicted model, not a curated record. NCBI's taxonomy places the organism in Eukaryota, Metazoa, Chordata, Chondrichthyes, Lamniformes, Lamnidae. The transcript is spliced from 8 exons. Gene Ontology annotation, molecular function: FMN adenylyltransferase activity. Gene Ontology annotation, biological process: FAD biosynthetic process. The coding region runs from base 125 to 1696 and encodes 523 amino acids.
GGUUUGGUUGAGGGAGCAGUGCUGCAGCCCCGGAGUUGCCGGGCUCCUGAGGGGGUAGGUUCGCCGACCCUGGAAUUCGCUCCCAGCAUUCGCACCGGGUCCAGGGAACCUCCCGGGGAAUUCGAUGCAUCGGACCCCAAGGAUCUUGGGGGCUGCCUUCCGCGUGAAGAGACUGCGCUGCCACCUGCUGGCCAUGGACGGCGUGGGGAGUGACGGCCGCGCCUCCGAGGAACAGGCCAAGCUGACCGUCACGGCAGGAAUCAUCGUCAUUGGCGACGAGCUCUUGAAGGGCCACACGCAGGACACCAACUCCUACUUCAUGUGCCGGAAGCUGCGCUCGCUGGGGGUCAAGGUGGAGAAGGUGUCGGUCAUCCCGGACGAGGUGCGGUGCAUCGCCGAGGAGGUGGCGGCCUUCGCCGGCCGCUACCACUACGUGCUGACCUCGGGGGGCAUUGGGCCCACCCACGACGACGUGACCUUCGAGGGGGUGGCCCAGGCCUUCGGCGAGUGCACCUUCUGCCACCCCGAGCUGGCGGGGCUGGUCACCCGCUUCUUCGGCAAGACCAAGGCGGCCGGCCCGGCCAUGAAGCUGGCCCGGGUGCCCCGCUCCGCCCGCCUCAACUACGGGCAGGACCGGCUGACCGGCGACUGCCUCAAGUACCCGCUGGUCAGCGUCCGCAACGUCUACGUCUUCCCCGGCGUCCCCGCCCUCCUGGAGCGGGCGCUCGACGGCUUGGGGCACCUCUUCUACAACGCGCGGCUGCGCUACUCGACCCGGGAGGUCUUCGUCGACGCGGAGGAGACGGCCAUCACGCCGGUGCUGGACGAGGCCCACCGCCGGUUCGGCCGCCAGCUCAGCCUGGGCUCCUACCCCGACUGGACAAACAACUACUACCGGGUCAAGCUGACCCUCGACUCGGACCGCGAGGGCCCGCUGGAGGAGGCCCUGCGCUUCCUGCUGGAGCGUCUCCCCCCCGGGGCCGUCGUCCCCCUGGAGAAGGAUCCUGUGGCUGUCUCCGCACGUGACGUGUACAGGCUGGCUCACUCCGAAUCUCGGCUUGGCCAGGAGGUGGCAGCAGCUCUGCGGACAGUGGAGGAAGCCCUGGCCCAAUACAGCCUGUCUGAGAUCUGCGUGGGAUUCAACGGUGGCAAAGAUUGUACAGCCCUGGUCCACCUCUUCCAUGCAGCAGUGAGCAGGAUGUACCCGGAUCACAAGAAUCACCUGCAGGCUCUGUAUGUCCGGAUUGUCUCACCUUUCCCAGAAAUGGAGCAGUUUAUUCAGGACACCUGUAAGAGGUACCAGCUCCAGAUAUACACUGUGUGCGGCAACAUCAAGGAGGCACUGACAGACCUGAAGACGCAGCAGCCUCACAUCAAGGCUGUCCUGAUGGGUACCAGGCGGACUGACCCCUACUCCCGUACUCUGAAGCCCAUGUGCAUGACCGACCCCGGAUGGCCAGAGUACAUGCGGGUCAAUCCCCUGCUGGACUGGAGUUACCACGAUAUCUGGGAGUUUUUACGUACGCUCUACAUCCCAUAUUGCAUCCUCUACGACAAGGGCUACACCUCCCUAGGGAGCAUGGAUAACACCUCCAAGAACCCCAACCUGUGCUACCUCAACCACCUGGGUAUGGAACGGUACCAGCCUGCCUAUCAACUGGAAAAGGAGGAGGACGAGAGGACUUCCAGAAAGUAAUUGACACCAACCACCUCACCCACCCCAACCCCCUCCUCCCGACAAAGUCCACAUCCCGCCGGGUUGCCUAACACCUUCCUUUGUUCGACUCCGCUGUAAAGCAGAGACCAGCGUUAAUGGGACAGCCUACCAGGCGAGGGAUGGGGUGAGGUUAAAGAAAGUCCCAGCCCGCAACAGUUUUUGGCACACGGCGAAUGCUCAACGAUAGGACCCUCAGCCCCCUUGGGAGUGUAGAAACAGGAGGAGGUGAUUCAGCCCCUUUGGCCUGUUCCGCCCGUUCAGCCAGAUCCUGGCUGUUCUGCACUUUAACUCCCGUUUACCUGCCUUGGUUCCUUAACCCAACGCAAAUCGAUCCGUCUCGGUUGUGAAAUUUCCAAUUGACCCAUAGCCUCGAUAUUUAUUUUUGUGUUGGGAGGGGGGAGAGAGUUCCAGAUUCCCGCUCCUCUGUGUCUGUGUGUGUGUCUGUAUGUCUGUCUGUGUGUGUGUCUGUCUGUGUGUGUGUCUGUCUGUGUGUGUGUCUGUC